Molecule: messenger RNA, 5215 nt
Organism: Solea solea (common sole)
Lineage: Eukaryota; Metazoa; Chordata; Actinopteri; Pleuronectiformes; Soleidae
Gene: ptafr
Product: platelet-activating factor receptor
Exons: 2
Coding region: 1248-2369 (373 amino acids)
Biological process (GO): G protein-coupled receptor signaling pathway; chemotaxis
Cellular component (GO): membrane
Molecular function (GO): G protein-coupled purinergic nucleotide receptor activity; platelet activating factor receptor activity
Source: RefSeq, a predicted model, not a curated record
GGUUUUACAACCUAAGUUACUGACUAACUAGUCUAACUGCUGUUUAACUGCUGUCUAGCUACCGCUAACUGUGUGUGUGAAAUAAACCUUCAGGAAGACAGUAUAGAUUGUUCCCGUCGUACUUGUUCUGGUUGCCCAUUCCAGAAGGGAUUAUUGAGCUGAAAGGAUCAGCCAGUAAAAAUCUGGACAGUAUCGGUAUCAGCCUGAUAUGAUACUCUGUUCGAUACCGGUCAAAUGUUGGACAGAUGACAAUGUAAGAUCCAAAAAUCUUACAUAUCACAUGCUUCGCUAUGCACACACUGUAAAAAUGUAAAUAUAAUAUAUAAUCAGCCUUUUAUCAUAGUCAUGCUAUGAACUGCUUUAUUUCUUCUUGAUCUCGAAAUGCAUCAGGACAAAUGUGUCGUUAACGGCUGCAUAGUUGAAAAAGUCUAAAGUGACUGUAUCGGAACGAUAUCGAUAUCGGCAGAUGCUCUAGUUUUUGACAUCAGUAUCGUACACGAAAAAGUGGUAUCGGUCUCCCAAGUGGAAACACAUGACACAGAAAGUUUGCCCUUCAAAAGUCACACAAUUGCCCACAAAAAGUAGGUUCCUGAUGGGUUAUACAGUACAGAGAACUGUAUAAUUAAUUGUCAUCAUUCUGGCUGUUAAUGUGUAAUAAAAUGUAAAAUGUUGGGGAAAUAAAGCCGAAGGAACUGCUCAAACUGUUUUACCGACUCAAUGGUUCAACUCGGAAAAAUAGCUUGAACCUUUAAUUUAAUGAAUGCAUUUCUAGUUCCUUCAAGUUGUGUUGGGAGUCGAUUAAGUCAUUAUUCUUGUAAUACAUCCCAGGAAUUAUACAUUAUUACAUUACAUAUGACUGUAAAUGUUCCUGUUACACCACACUACUGUCUCCACUCACCCAGGACAAAUUUCAAUGAACAAGAACAAGAACAUCAGCUUGGGAAAACUCCUAGAUUGCUCCAAAGUGGGAAUCCGGUCUUCUCCUUUCAUUUUGACAGACAGGAACCAUAAAUCUGAAGUGUGGCCUCGCGCUUACGCCACAAGGGACUUUCCCCAAGAUGAGUUAGACAAGUCCACACCUCCUCCGUCUUGAGCUAAAACACUCCCUCUGAUUGUGACAUACACUCUAUCUGACACCAUCUGUGUACUCUGGAGCGGCACAGGCAUUCGCAGUAUUCACAUCUUCAGCGAUAACACAGAAGAUAAAGCAGCCUGAUAUAUUGGCAUCAACCACAGCAGGAGCAAACAUGUCAGAACCCUCCGGUCCUGAAACCACAGCCACUGAGAGUCAACCCUUCCUGGACUCUGAGUUUCGUUACAUCCUCCUCCCAGUUGCCUACGGCAUCGUCGCCUUCCUGGGUUUCUUUGCAAACGUCUAUGUGCUGUUCGUCCUGCGCUGCCUUCGUAGCGCCAAGGCCAUGGGGGAAAUCCGCAUCUAUAUGACCAACUUGACCAUCGCUGACUUCCUUUUUGUGUCGGCUCUUCCCUUCUGGGUAGGGUACUAUAGUCGUCACGGUAACUGGGUCUACGGCGACUUCAUGUGCCGGCUGACGGGGUCGUUUUUCUUCAUCAACACCUACUGCUCCGUCCUCUUCCUCGGUGCCAUCAGUGUCAACCGGUACUGGGCGGUCACCCGGCCUCUGGACGCGGCCUCGUCAGACCACAGGCGUCGUGGGAUCAUUGUGUGUGUCGUCAUCUGGGCGUUGACCGGAUGCAUGGCCAUUCCAUUUUUGACAUCUCCAGGGAUCAACACCGACGCGAACAACGUCACUCGGUGUUUUGAGGGCUACCAAAACGUGACCGAGGAGAAGAAGAAAGUGAUCGCAGCCGUUCAUUUCGCAAUUAUCGGGAUGUUUUCCCUUGUCUUUUUUCUUGUUGUGGUGUGCAACUUCCUCAUCGCUCGCGCUUUACUUGCUCAAAACACUCCUAAGCCAGAAGUCCCAUCUGGGACACUCAAGGCCAGAAAGUCCAAAAGGCCCAAAGGGAUGAAAAGGAGGGCCCUGCAAAUGUUGCUGGCUGUGGUGGGCGUGUUUGCUCUGUGUUUCCUGCCCCACCACGCAGUCCAAGGCCCGUGGACUCUGGCUGUGUUGCAGAUCAAACAGGGCUGGGGCCACGUGGGCUGGGACCAGAGCACUCUUCAGGCACUCAACGAUGCUCAUCAGGUCACCUUGCUUCUCAUGGGCCUCAACUGCAUCUUGGAUCCGGUAGUUUACUUUUUUGCCACAAAGAAGUUCAGAAGGUUCAUCAUGGCCCACAUCAAACGCAUGGGAAAGGGAGAAGGAUGCUCACACACAACCAACUCGCAGAUUUCUAUGGACAGCAGGAAUAAUCAUAGCCAGAGACUUCAUCAACAACCUGAAGAGAAGUGACUCAUCAUUUUUUAUCAGCUGUGUAAAAUACUGUAUUAGAUAUUUGUCACUUGGGACAGCUGCGGUGGGUGUGUGUGUGGGGUUUCCACCUCCUGCUUCUCCAGAGCCCCACAGUCAUGAUGCUAUGUGUCACCAGGGUGACCAGGGUUCUGACACCACACCCUUUAAUGUGGACUCAUUUUCUUGACGUUUGAAACACUGCACAUUGUUGCAGCUGAUGUCUGGAUUGCACCAGUCUGUUCUUCCUGUCUUAAAUGGAAGCUGAAAAAGCAGAAGUUUUGCAAGCAGAAGUCCAUGCACAUGUGACUCUGUGAGGCCACAUUGUGCAAUGAAUGGUUCAAUCUGGGGCGUUUAAAACAACAACAAAGAAAGUCGAUAAUAGGGUGUAUCUUCUUACAUGAUUAGUCAUACCCAACAGCUGCACAGUGAGUCGUAUCACACCAGUAAAAUAUGUAAGAAUAUUCGGACUCCCAUUAGAGAAAUUCAUCUUUUUUUUUUUGGUUUUGCCUGGACUCGUCUCGCCCGGCGUUGUGAAUCCAGGGAACAGAAGUAAUAAUGCCCUCUGGCAUCCAGUAUUGUGACAUUGCGUUCAUUGUUUCGUAUGAUAAACAAAAAAGAAAUUCCAUGACUGAUAGUGAAGGCUGUGAAAGUCUGUAUAGCUGCUUAAAUGUGCUGUAUGUGUGCUGUGAACGAGAUGUUUUAAUUUAAAGUGUGUGCUCAGGGUCCAAUUGAUCUUGCAAAAGAAAAGUAUGCUCAUAUUCAUACUUGUAUAAUAUGUUUUUUUUUUUUUUUUUUAAUAUAAUUUUAGAUGUGGAUUUAAAGCUGUAGUGCGUUAUUUUUUGAAUAUAAACAAACGUCUGCUACAUUCAAACCAGAUACUCUCUACUCUCUGCGACGUAGCAGUGUUUUAGUGUCCGUGGAGAAUGUCACAACCACAAGUACCGGGGUACAGAACAUGCAGAACUCCUCGCUAACCUGCAAAGGCAAGAAUGCUAACCACUACACAACCAUUUGGGUAGUGGAAAAAGUCAGCAGGGGGUGAUGCGAGUUCCCCACGGGCACUUUAAAUAGCUUUAUUCUAAAAAAAACAAACAUGGAAAAACUGUCUCAAAUAAGAGGUUUUAUUAGUGUGUGUCGUAAAAGUAUGGUUUCUUACCGUUUUGUGGCAAUAUAAUCAUCAUUAUCAAACAAAGUACACACAUCUCCACAUCCAAUCUCAAACCUUAGCAUAAUUGAUGAGCUUUAUAUGGAGGUACUGAACCAGCUUUAACUUUUAAUCUGCAGCUGAAAAUCCUUUUUUUUCCCCCUCCAUUCUCCGUCUUCUCACUUUCCCAGACUCGAGUACACAUUAUCCGCAGUCAUAUUGGUGGGGUCCAGAUUAGUGUAGGCUUGGUUCACGCUUGUGCAAUUCAUGUACACAUCUCCAGCGCUCUCUGGUGAACAUGCCCUGUUGUAUUACAAAAAUAAUAGUGCAUGAACUCUGUUAACACCAUACGUGUCUCUUCAGUGCAGAGAAUAAUAUAAAUGUGAGUGUGUGUGAUUGGUUUCACACUUACUUUGAUGCCUUUGCAGGUCCAGGAAACCCUUCAAGAAAACAGAGGAGUUAAAAUUCACCACGGAAUGUUCAGUGCUCAAAAUCUCACCAAACACUUCAGUGAUCCGUGACGUUCUGCACCUUUAACUUCAGUGGCAGGUGUGCUCAGCGUUCCACCACCAAAUCUUUGCCAGCCGAGCCAACUCAAGAGAGUGAGGAUGAUGAUCAAAGCCAGGAGAGAGAGGACAAACGCAGCUAUUCCUAAAUUGUCACUCGCUGUUUUUAGAUUAGGGAGAAAAAGCACAGAAAAGCAGGUCAAAGAUGGACUCAGAUGUGGGUGAAUUUUAAAACGGGUGUUUUGUUUUGUCCUUGUUCAUGACAAACAGUCAAUUGUUGGAUUUGGCAACUUAACUUUUGGCAACUUAACUUAAGUUCCGUAGAGUUGUUGAUCCACUGCUGAGUUCAGUAAGUAAAGUAAAAAAUGAUAAGAUUAAAGUCGGAAUUAUGAGGAAAAAAAAGUCAGAAUUCAUGCUUUUUUAUUUGUUUUUUCUUUCUUUUUGAAACAAAUCCAAAUUUUAACUUUUUUUCCCCAGAUUUUUUUCCUCAGAAUUCUGACUUUAAAGGCGACAUAGACUGGAAGCUCCAAUUAAUGCUGUGUUUGUGUGUGUGUCUGCGUCAUUACCUCGUUUAUGAAAACCUAAAGUUUCAGAACAAACAGUUCAGCCACUGCUGAGAAAAUAGCGUUGUAUUGUUUUCCUGGGCUCUGCGAAGUGGAUCGGCACUUCCCUAUGCUGAUGAUGUCAUCAGAAAACCUCACCACUCCUCUCACCACCAUAGCGCCUCCUGGUGCGGGCACUAGUCCGGGCACAUCCGGUUGCGUACAUUCAACCGCAGAAGAAGAAGAACUACUCUCGUUGUAGCUGCUGAGAUGCAGAGCAUCCACCGUGCCAGAGGGGGAGCUGUGUAUCUGAGAGCUGGCCUACCAAUUAUGUCACUUCCAGGUACCUGGCCAAUCACAGGACAGUGGGAAACAACAGAGUCCACGUUCUGGGGGUGUGAUUUUGGUCUGAAACAGCGCGGCUGACGAGAGUGUCAGGGAGGAGAUAUUUUGAUCGGCUCGUUUGCAGUGACUGGGAGGUUUUUAACCAUGAAAACAAGUUAAUAUACGUAAGCAGACCUCCAUAACUAACAUAUAUGUGCGAUACAAGCAUUCAAUUUUAAAAUUUUGUAUGCUUGUUAUGCACCAAUGACACCAGAACAAAUUCCUUGUAUGUGCAAAUCGUACUUGGCAAUAAAGCUCUUCUGAUUCUGA